GCCAAGAUGGGCUUCCGUGAAGGAGAAGGCCUGGGAAAAUACGGCCAAGGCAGAAAGGAUAUCGUUGAGGCCUCCAAUCAGAAAGGAAGGAGAGGCUUUGGACUGACCCUCAAAGGGUUUGAUGGGGAGCUGAAUAUUGACUGGCAGGAUGAACCAGAGCCCAGUGCCUAUGAGGAGGUAGACUGGUGUGCAGGAUGCACCACAGAAAUCCCUGAUGCCCAGGAGCUGAAGGAAUGGAUGACUGUGGGGAAGAGGAAGAUGGUGAUUGAAGAUGAAACUGAGUUCUGUGGUGAAGAGCUUUUACGUAAUGUGCUGCAGUGCAAGAGUGUAUUUGAUGAGCUGGAUGGAGAAGAAAUGCGUCGAGCCCGGACGAGGUCUAACCCUUAUGAGAUGAUCCGUGGAGUCUUCUUCCUGAACAGAGCUGCAAUGAAGAUGGCAAAUAUGGACCAUGUCUUUGACUACAUGUUUACAAAUCCUAAGGACUUCCAUGGGAGGCCCUUGAUAAAGGAGCGAGACGCAGAGCUGCUUUACUUUGCUGACGUGUGUGCUGGUCCUGGGGGCUUCUCUGAGUACGUCCUGUGGAGGCGGAAGUGGCACGCCAAAGGAUUUGGCAUGACCUUGAAAGGACCAAACGACUUCAAACUAGAGGAUUUCUAUUCUGCCUCCAGUGAGCUCUUUGAACCUUACUAUGACAUCACCCGCUCAGAGAACAUCUCUGCUUUCCGGAAUUUUGUUUUGGACAAUACUGAUCGGAAGGGAGUGCAUUUCUUAAUGGCUGAUGGGGGCUUCUCUGUGGAAGGCCAGGAGAAUCUGCAAGAAAUCCUAAGCAAACAGCUUAUGCUUUGUCAGUUCCUUACAGCGCUGUCUGUUGUCCGAACAGGAGGACAUUUUGUCUGCAAAACUUUUGACCUGUUUACCCCAUUCAGUGUGGGGCUUGUUUAUCUGCUGUACUGCUGCUUUGAGCGAAUUUGCAUCUUUAAACCUGUGACAAGCCGUCCUGCUAACUCAGAGAGGUACGUGGUAUGCAAAGGACUAAAGCAAGGGGUUGAUGAUGUGCGGGACUACCUCUUCAUGGUGAACAACAGACUCAAUCAGCUGCGCAACUCGGACGUGGAUGUAAACCUUGUCGUCCCGGUGAACGUGCUCAAAGGCGACCAGGAUUUCUAUAAUUACAUUGUUCACUCUAAUGAAAACCACUGCAAAAUCCAGAUCAAGGCACUAGCCAAAAUUCGUGCUUUUGUUCAAGACACGACGCUGAUUGAGCCACGGCAGGCUGAAAUUCGAAAGGAGUGUCUCCAGCUGUGGGGGAUUCCUGAUCAGGCCCGUGUUGCUCCUUCAUCUUCAGAUCCCAAGUCCAAGUUCUUUGAGCUGAUUCAGGGCACAGACAUUGAUAUCUUCAGUUAUAAACCAACUCCUCUUACUUCCAGUACACUGGAAAAGAUCCGCCAAGUGUUAGAUUACCGGUGUAUGGUGUCUGGAAGUGAACAGAAGUUCCUCUUGGGGCUAGGGAAAUCACAGAUCUACACCUGGGAUGGUCGCCAGUCAAAUCGCUGGACAAAGCUGGACUUGAAAACUGAACUGCCACGAGAUACCCUUCUCUCUGUGGAGAUUGUUCAUGAACUGAAAGGAGAGGGGAAAGCUCAGCGAAAAAUCAGUGCCAUACACAUCCUGGAUGUCUUGGUGCUGAAUGGCAACGAUGUUCGAAAUCAGCACUUCAACCAGAGGAUCCAGCUUGCUGAGAAGUUUGUCAAAGCUGUUUCUAAACCUAGCCGGCCAGAUAUGAACCCCAUUCGAGUGAAGGAAGUGUACAGAUUGGAGGAGAUGGAGAAAAUUUUUGUGAGGUUAGAGAUGAAGAUCAUCAAGAGUUCAGGGGGAAUACCCCGGCUAUCCUACACGGGCCGAGAUGACCGGUACUUUGUGCCCACGGGACUCUACAUUGUACGGACUGUGAAUGAUCCCUGGACAAUGGCGUACAGCAAAAAAUCCAGGAGGAAGUUCUUCUUCAACAGGAUAACCAAGAGUUCAACAUAUGAUCUCCCUUCUGAUUCCAUUGCACCCUUUCAUGUCUGCCAUUACAGCCGUCUCCUCUGGGAGUGGGGGGAAGGUGUCAAAGUGCAUGACUCUCAGAAAAGGCAAGAUCCAGAGAAGCUAUCAAAGGAUGAUGUCCUGUCUUUCAUCCAAGCACACUACCCCUGAUCCAUGCACUCAGGAGGCACAUAGGGGAGUGCUGAGCCUCGCUUGGAUUCUUCAGGACUGGCUGGACUGGGAAGAUUCCAUAACUUCUAUCUCUGGUUUUCUCCAGAGCUGAUUUCCUGGAGGUGAUCUAAUCAGGGGUGAUAUGCAGAAGCAUAGGACAAGGCUGCAGCCUGGGAUGACAGUGUAUGUAAGUGUAUGGCCCAGGUAGUGCCUACUGCAGGAGUACCCAUGGAGACUCCUGGAGCCAAGGUCUAAUGCCCUUUUGUCCCGACCUACUGCAUGCAUAAGGCCAAGGAGCUGGCAGCUUUCCUUGUCCCUGUUCAAACAUUCAGCUAGGUUUGUGGAGCUCUCUGUGUGCCAGAACUCUCUUGAGGUGGCACAUGCUUCCUUGGCAGUGUGGGAAGGAGCAGAGGAUGGUGACAGAAUGGAGAACAGCACAUUCAAGCAACCCCACGUUGUUCCUAGCAGCUGUCUGUCUCCUUGGCCUUGUCAAGGGCCUUUGCUACCCAACAGUGGGUAUAACUCAUUAAGGGAUGCUAGCUUUGGGACAUGAGUAUUUAUUCUUGCUGAUGUCUCCUGCACUUGUGCUGUCAAGGCACUAGGCUGACCACUGGCAAUUCCUCUGUGAUGGUAUCCUGGUGAACAAAAGCCAAACCAGGUGGUAAGAGGAGAGUUCCUGACCUGGUUUUGAUGUGCUGAGCGCCAGGGUUUUCUCAGAUCUUUAGAAGCUGCUGUGACAAGGAUUUCCCCUCUCCAGGUCUAAGACUGACUCUGAGCCACCAGACUGGUAUUAGUUUAUGAACAUGUCUAUGCCUCGUGGUAUUUCUGAGACCAAGG
Molecule: messenger RNA, 3033 nt
Organism: Tinamus guttatus (white-throated tinamou)
Lineage: Eukaryota; Metazoa; Chordata; Aves; Tinamiformes; Tinamidae
Source: RefSeq, a predicted model, not a curated record